Linepithema humile (Argentine ant) is the source of this 4929-nucleotide messenger RNA. RefSeq names its product apoptosis-resistant E3 ubiquitin protein ligase 1. Lineage: Eukaryota; Metazoa; Arthropoda; Insecta; Hymenoptera; Formicidae. Gene Ontology annotation, biological process: protein polyubiquitination; negative regulation of apoptotic process. The record is from RefSeq and is a predicted model, not a curated record. Gene Ontology annotation, cellular component: cytoplasm. Gene Ontology annotation, molecular function: ubiquitin protein ligase activity.
CAGUGGCCUGGCGUGAGUCCGCGCGAGCGCGUCGCAUCGGCUCUCUCGCAUCCGUCUGUGAGAAACAACAGCCGAAUCUCGCCUCCGUUUUUUCUCGGCGUGUCUCCGCGGCGUGCCACCCUCGCCCUCUCCCCGGUUUCCCGUGUUUUCCUUUUCCAAUCGUUGCCUUCCGCCCCUCUCGCCCUUUUCGCGCUCACGCACGCGGGAGCAUUAUGCUCGCGGCCGACGUGCGCGUCCGCGUUGUCCACGAUAGAGACGGCGUCCCUAUCGACGGUGAAACUGCGAGCGAGUGCCGAUCAGCUGGCCGCGCGGCGAGCCUUUGACACACUGGCGGUCAGCCCGACGACCACCCUUAGCAGGACCCAAUCGUUCGUAGGAAUCGCCCCGUGUUGUCGGAAGGUGCAACGGGGGAGAGCACUCGUGUCGCCGCCUCUCUCACCUUCCUACUUUCGGAGCCUCACACCUUGCCCCGACCUAAAUCCAUCCCGUAGAUCUUAUCGUCCCCGCAGAUCUCUUGUUUCCCUCUUUUUCUCCCCCCUCCACCCGCGCGAGAACUAUUCUCCGAAUCGUAAGCUCGCGCUCGUAAAAUCGCCGAUCCUGCAAGUGUGACAUUUUCAGCGUAGUAAGAUUUCCUUUUCCUUCCCCCCGCGUCUCCCCGUAUGUCUCCCCGCGUUUCCGGAAACGAAUAAUCCCCCCUUUUCGCGCCACCGGAAGCCUCGAUCGUGCUCAGAGCCGAGAGUAUUCGAGAGUUCUUCGCGGAAGAGAGAUGGAAGCCGCCGUCGGUUUGAAUCUGAGGCGGAAAUCGACGCCGACGGUGAGCGAAACGAUGCGCCGUGGCCGUUAAAAGUGCGAGACGCAGAGAAGCGCGGGCGGCCGAAAGAGCUUCAGAGUAAGAAAAGACACGGAGGAAUUAUGCCGGACAAAAAUCCGGGCCGCCGAGAUGGACAGCGCGAGAACAAAGAUUUCCUCGCCGGCGAGAUAUCAUCCAUCGGCAUGUCGCUGCGGCCCAGCGGGAGCGCAUCCUCCGGCAUCUCGACCCUUGCGAGUUGCGGCGAGGUCGACGCACUACCCGAGCUACCGGCGCAGGAUGAGGAACGUCUGCAGCGCGCUGCGCGUCUGCUGCAGCAGAGGCUGGUGCUACGUCAAUGGUUGAUGGAUCAUGGCCUACACAAUUAUUAUCAAAGGUUGAUGCAAAUGGAGGUAAUGUCCCUGGAGGAUGUGUACUGGGUGGAGGACAAUGCGGCACGGGCGGCCCUUGGCAAGGAUCUACCGCGGUGGAUUCAGGCUAGGCAGACGUUGCCUACUUCAAAGGAAGAUUUAGAAACCCUUAAAGCGGAUCUGUGGAGCGCCGUCGUAAAGAACAGCCAGCACCAGGACGCUUGGACAUGGGGCGGUAUGCUGGUAGUUUCCGUGUCGGUGGCAGGGCUGGUUACUCUGGCAGCUAUGACGCAGCCAGCUCUGGCCCCCGAAGCGAAACACUCUCUUCUGCAGUACGUCACAGGGAAAUAUUUAUUGCCGAGUAACUGCCGCGUUCAUUUCGAGUGGGAAGAGCCUCAGCUGGUCGGCGAAACGAUGACUUUUACGGUGAAAUUUUAUCAGCGCAACGGUCAGCCGUACCCGAUAUGUGACAAGGAUAACUUGAUCGUGGAGGUGACGGAGGACACGCGCAGAGUGGCCACAUUAAUAGAACUGGGAGGCACCGACCCUUUAGCUGCAAAUACUGCAGUAGUAAAGUUUACUGUCCGCCAUGCAGGACAAUAUCGAAUAGCUGUACUUAUCGGAUCGUGUCAUGUUCAUGGCAGCCCGUUCCUUAAGAAUUUCCUUCCUGGUCCUCCAGAUCCAAAUAAAACGGUUUUUGUACGACAAAGUUCUACGGUCGUUUGUACAGCUGGAAUAGCGCAUUUGAUGACAAUAGAACCACGCGACGAAUAUGACAAUCUGUGCAAAUUUGGGCCUGGGGAUCAGCCUACAGAAGGCUAUAAUGUCAAUAUUACACAGAUCGGUAGUUUAGUAGACAAAGGAUCGUUGGUAGACUGUAGUAUCCAGCUCGACUAUGAUACCCCAAAUCAAAGGAUUCGCUUGAAAGUGAGCUUUCCGAAGGGCGGAUGUUACCACGCGACUGUCAGUUUAGCAGGAUUGCAGUUGCACAAUGGGGACUUCGACAUCAUUGUACUGGAAAGUUCCGUCGCAAGAAUGGUGCACAAUAACGUGGCGUCCAAGGAUCCCGAUAUCUGUUACGCCGCCAAGCUGCUGGGCAUGCAAGGAGAGAGAUUUUCCAAACCGAAGAAGGUCUUCUGCUUCAUCUCGCCUAAGCAGCUUACGAUUAAGGAGUAUUUGUUGAAAUUCAUCCCCAAAAGACUCGUAACGUUCAGACUGUGCCCUUCGACUAAGUUUCACUUUGAAAGUUCGACUAAUCAGCACGAAGGCUACUAUCCAUUUUCGAUAGACGACGGCUGCCAGCCUCCCGUUGAAUUAAUAUCGCUAUACCGAGACAUAAUAGCCGCUACGUUCACUCUGUUUCUCCUGAAAAACAUCGGCGGCAGUGAAACGUUCGCCGAUAAACAAGACUUUUUCUACCACGAGGUCCGCAAACACCACCAGAAGCAUUAUCACGAGAAGCUGUCGAUGAAGGUGCAACGUGACAAGCUUCUGGAAUCGUCUAUGAAAGCUACUAAAGGCUUUUCCGUGAGCGAUUGGUGCAGGAAUUUCGAAAUCACUUUCCAAGGCGAACAAGGCGUCGAUUGGGGCGGCGUGCGACGCGAAUGGUUCGAAUUGAUAUGCGCCGCGCUGUUCGACCCGGGAAACGGUUUGUUUGCGUCGUUCGGGGAGUCGCAACAGGCGCUGGUGCAUCCGAAUCCCAAACGGCCGCCGCAUCUUAAAUUAAAGCACUACGAGUUCGCCGGGCGUAUCGUCGGCAAGUGUCUUUACGAGUCGGCACUCGGCGGUUCUUAUCGCCAAUUAGUACGCGCACGAUUUACCAGAUCAUUCCUCGCGCAAAUAAUAGGACUUCGGGUGCAUUACAAGUACUUCGAGCAGGACGACCCUGAUCUGUAUUUAAGUAAAGUGAAGUACAUUCUCGAGAACGACGUUGAGGAAAUGGAACUGUAUUUUGUCGAAGAAGAAUACGACAAGGACGGCCAAUUGUUGAAGCUGGCGGAAUUAAUUCCCGGCGGCAGUAAGAUCCGCGUAACUAACGACACAAAACUUCGUUACUUGGACGCGCUCGCUCAACACCGGCUCGCCAGUUCCAUCCGCAACGAAGUCGAUCAUUUCUUGCGCGGCCUCAACGAAUUAAUUCCCGACAAUCUUUUAGGAAUAUUCGACGAAAACGAAUUGGAGCUGCUGUUAUGCGGAACCGGCGAGUACAGCGUGGCGGAUUUACGCGCGCAUCACAUAGCUAACGGGAGCUCGCCGGAGUUCCUCCGUGUUCUCGACUGGUUCUGGACGGCGGUGAGCAACUUCACGCAGGAAGAAAUGGCGCGAUUGCUCCAGUUCACCACGGGCUGCUCGCAAUUGCCGCCCGGCGGGUUUCAACAGCUCAGCCCGCGUUUCCAGAUUACGGCCGCACCGACGUUCGCUAACUUACCCACAGCACAUACCUGCUUCAACCAACUUUGCUUGCCCGACUACGAGUGCUACGAUCACUUUGAGCGGGCGCUGCUGUUGGCGAUCAGCGAGGGCACCGAAGGCUUCGGCAUGAUCUAAUCGGGGAACCGUAGGAUCCACUAAAUCUCUAGUCGAGCCUAGGUAGAGCGACACCAUUAAUUAUAAUAUCUAUUUUUCCUCUGACAGUAAAAACCACGUUCUCUCGGGAGGUUAGAUCCCACCGCGAGUUCGCCCAUAGCAAUCUCUUUGCGGGAUCGAACGGAGAGGGCAACUUUAUCGCACGUUUUGAUAUGUAGCCGAUUAGAACUUUUGGAAUUAUCUUUUUCCCGUUCACGCCGAAGACUAUCAGGAACAAUCUAAUCUUCCGACGACGUAGGGGAUACAGUUUCUAUUGAGCCGCGGCGACGUUUUUAUAAAAACGGAGGAUAUAAGUAUUCACAGCGAGAGCAAUGUUACCUCAACAUCAGAAUUGCUCAAUAUUAUUGUAUCGCGACCUAGCGUAGCUGAAACUCUUUAUCAUAGGUUUUACGUGAACGCGGAGAGAGAGAGUUGCAUCGCUGCGUUCCUCGACGAUGUAGUUUAACGUCGCUGUAUAAUGACGUAACGACAAAAUCAAAAUAGCGGCAUAAUUUCGUUUCACGGUGAGGCGAGAUCGACGCAUUCGACGAGGGGAGAUCACAGCAUCGAAUGUUCCGUUUCUGUCAGUAUUUCUUUCGAGUGCAUUCUGUCGUGUAGCGCGCAGUGAUUUCUGUACUUUUAAGUAAUUUUAAGAAUGAUUAUAAUGCGAUGUUCUAAUUGAAGCUUUAGUCUGGUCGUUCAGUUCUUUUUAUUUUUUAUCUCACGUAUGAUUACAGCACACGGCGAUUUUACGGUACUUCCAACGUCGAGUAAUGAAUUUAGUGUACAUUCUAAUUAGUAAUAACAUUCUGUACAAAAAAAUUCCGAGAAAAUAACGCUACGUAUUGUUACAUUUGUUUCUUGUCGACGCAAAAUGACUCGCGAUAUAAUAAGCGCGAUUGCCUAGUCAUGAUGAAAAAUACCGUAUAAACAUCGCAUUCUGAUGUAUACGCAUUUAUUUAAGAUUGCAAUGAUAUACACUUAUAUUAAGUAGAGACGGACUAUAUAAAAAGUAGUAAUCGCAAUAGCAGGCGAUUCGUUGCGGACGAAUGGGCAACAGUCGCUAAAUCAUACUACGCCUCGCAGUAGCAACAAACUAAUCGCCCCGUCGAAUUAUCUGUCGUCGGAUAAUAUCGGCGGUAACUUAUUUUUAUCAGUUUAUCAUAUUACGCGAAAACAUCUAAGAAUAUAGAUUUAAAAAAGGCA